Molecule: messenger RNA, 297 nt
Organism: Puccinia graminis f. sp. tritici CRL 75-36-700-3
Lineage: Eukaryota; Fungi; Basidiomycota; Pucciniomycetes; Pucciniales; Pucciniaceae
Exons: 3
Coding region: 1-297 (98 amino acids)
Source: RefSeq, a predicted model, not a curated record
AUGUCUCUUCCUACCGACUUCAAUCUCAUCAUCAAUUCAAAUCCUUCCAUUCACGGCUGGGUUGUUAUUGACAAAACCAAUCCUGAGUUAAUAUUUUGUUGUGAUAAUCGUUCAGCGAAUUUCUCCGCUGUCCUCAUUUUUCCGGAGGGGACUCCCAACACCCCUCCAACUAAUAUCGAAGUCGGCCAAAAGAUAUGGAUCACGGGACAUAUUUUCAAACAUGAAAAAGAUCUUGUUUACGUUGCAGCUACUACUGUCUUUUUCAACUCCGCCGAUACUCCACCUAUAUUCAUCUGA